Molecule: messenger RNA, 3606 nt
Organism: Pan troglodytes (chimpanzee)
Lineage: Eukaryota; Metazoa; Chordata; Mammalia; Primates; Hominidae
Gene: MROH2A
Product: maestro heat like repeat family member 2A
Cellular component (GO): cytoplasm
Source: RefSeq, a predicted model, not a curated record
CCCAUCACCUUUGCCAUAUUCUGUUGAUUAGAAGGAAGUCACAGGUUCCACCCACACACCCUCAAGGGGAUGGCUUUAUUGAAGCAUGUGGGUCGUUGGGGUCAUCUUAAGGUGUGUGUCACACCCCGUAUUUUACAAAUUCUGUUGAUCUCAAAAGAGCUUGAGGAAGAGAUGACUGAAGCCAUUACAGAAGCAGCAGUAGACUCAAGUGAGGAGGUGUCAGAGGAAAGAGACGACCUGGGGCCUCUUGAAUUACAUGACAGUGGUACCUUUCAACAAGUCGUGAACCUCCUGGACAUCAUUGACAGCGAGUCAGCAAAGACUGACACGACAGAGGCAGGCCUUGAUAUGUGGAAGACCCUGGCCUCGGUGAUAAUCACAGAGAAGGCCACCACUGAGCCUUCUGUGGUGAUAAACACUCUCAUCCACUGCCUGCAGGUGCCAAAGAUUUCCACCCAGUGCAAGGUCAACAUUUACAACAUCCUCCAGGACAUCAUCCAGCAGGAGGGGGAGCUGGAGGAGCAGUGCGUGCAGAGGCUGGUGGCCAUUGCCUCCAAGGAGAUGAGGGAGAUCCCAGAGAUGGAGGGCUAUAUGAAGGCAGAGGUGGCCAGCGACACACUGGUGGCUCUGUCUCGAAACCACUUCAGCUUGGUCAUGUACGAGCUGCAGCACCACCUCAAGCCCCUCAACCUCACUGAUGAAUUUGUCAUCAUCACACUGGCCAAGCUGGCCAACAGCAAUGUGUUUGAGUUCAUGCCAUACAUGGGCAUCACCCUGGCUACCAUAUUCACCAUGCUGAGACUUGCCAAUGAAGCCAAGAUACGCCAGGCGAUCUGCAGUGCCAUGGAGACCUUCUGUGAGACGGUGCAGUUUUAUCUGAAGCACCUGGAGGAGAGCGUGUAUCCCGUGAUGACCGAGGAGCAGUUUGCCCUGAAGGUGUUCCCCAUGUAUCGCUACUUCAUGACAGUGUGGCUGAGGCACCACAACCCUGAGGUGAAGCUGGGGGUGAUCAAGUCCCUGAAGCCCAUGCUCGGCCUCCUUCUGCCCAACGAUGACCUGCGGGAGCAGGUCUACGACUACAUCCCCCUGCUGCUGGCGGAGUACCAGGGCGGCCUGGAGGCGCUCUUCGUCACGCAGCCCUCCAGCCCACCCAGUUUUCCUCCUUCAGAGCCCAGGAUGAGUAUCAGGGCCAUCUACCUGGCUAUCCGGGUGGUCAAGAACACCAUCUCUGAUACCCGGUCCAAGGUGAGGAUGGCUAUUCUCCGCAUCAUUGGGCAGUUGGCUCUCUGUGGCUACCAGGAGAGAAUCAAAGGCUGGGGCCUGAAGUACGUGUCUGUGCAGCUGACCUUAUCCACCUACAAACUGACAAAUCGCCGGGAGAACUUUUAUCAGAGGGACUUGGAGGAGAGGAUGGUCCACAAAGUCACCAUGGACACUGUGAAGAUCAUUACCUCUUCUGUCAGUGGGAUGACCAACGAGUUUUGGGUGAGGCUCCUGUGCUACAUCAUGGAGACAGACUACAUGGAAGCUUUGACUCCUAUCUGUAUCAGCCUCACAAACCUGGCAGAACACCAGCUCCAUGGCCAGGAUGUGGAUGUCAGCGUGGCUGGCAAGAGCAGGCAAGUGGACCUGCCUGCACCUCAGAAGCUGCUGGCCCAUCUCCUGGUGCUGAUGUCAUCACCUUACAAGGGGGAGGGUCGUGGGAUAGCCAUGCUCAACCUCUUGAGGACCCUGAGCCAGAGCAUCGCACCCUCCAUGGCCGACAUGUGGGAGCUGGAGAUUCCGCUACUGGUCCGGUACCUGGAAGAACAUACUGAGUUCACUUGGGAUCAGAAAGCCUGGGAAGACAAGCUGAUUCAGUUUCUGCGAAACUCCCUCAAGAAGACCCGGGGGUCUAGCUGGAGCCUGCGCUUGAGCAAAGAGCUGAACAACCAGAUUGCGAGCUUUGACAGCCCCUCUCUGGAGAAGGGCUUUCUGUACCGGGCCUUGGGCUUCACCUUGGCCACAGGCCUGGAGGCCAGCAAGGUGGAGGUCCUGCUGUUGGAGCUGCUGUACAAGACGGACUACAGCAAUGACUUUGACAGCGAGGGUGUGAUUAUGUGCUUUGGCCUGUGUGCCCGGGGCCAGGUAAAAACGGUGCUGAAUGUGCUUCAUGACUUCGAGGAGAGGAUCCAGGAGUCAGAGCAGUCCUGGCAGAUCAGUGCUUGGCAGAAGGACCAUCCCUGGAGGCGGGAGACAGUGAAAAGUGCCCUCAUGGUGAUGUAUAGCUGCAUGGCCUCCUACUGCCACCCCCAGUUGCUCCUCAACCUCAUGGACAGCCCCAUCACCGCUAAGAUCAUUCACCAUUAUGUCAGCAGCUGCCAGGACAUCUGUCUCAAAAUGGCUUUCAUGAAGAGUGUUGUGCAGGUUACCAAGGCCAUCAACAACAUCAAGGACCUGGAGGACUUUCACUUUGCCCAGAAGACGACUCUUACCACCAUUAUAGUGGCGGUCAUCAAGGCAGAACCGACUGACAACCUGGUUUCUCCAGUGCGAGCCUUGGCGAUGGAGGCCCUCUCGCACCUGAGGAUGUGUUUCCGUGCCCAGAUUGGGCAGUGGGGCAGCAGAAGCUCAACUGAUGCAAAUUGGGCACUAGGAGGUAUUGUGGGACAUGUCCAUACAGUCAUCAAACAGGGGGCUGCCAAGGGUUUGAAAGGGAUUCUUACCUGCCAGGGCACAUGCCAGGAAACUCACAGUCCUUGUGCCCUGACUUUGGUUAGCCACCUGGCAGAGGUGUGGCUGGCAGUGUCGGAGAACGUGCCCUUCACCCGGACCAUGCUCCACAGCCUGAUGGGCCGGCUGCAGUCACGGCUCAGCCCCAGAAUCAGUGCCACCUCCAAGGCUGACAUCUGGCACCUGGCUGCGGUGGACCCCCUGAUGACCCUGGGCACCAUCCACCUUCUCGUUCAGAAGCUGGAUGAGAAUGACAAGCUCCCGGACUUCCUCCCUGACCUCAUCCACACCCUCCUGCUGCAGCUUGGCAGCAGCCACCGACCAGAGGCCGCCCCGCCGGUCUUGAAGAUGUGGAAGCUGGUCCACACCACUCCUCUGCCGGAGGAGAUGAACCUGCAAAGGGUCACUAUCAAGUCCAUGCAGCUCUUGUUCAAGAGAGUCAAGAGCCAGCACCUGGCACGUGCCCUGGACGAGCAGGCAGUGUGGGACCUCCUGCAGGAAUUCCUGGAGGGUGUGAGCCUGCUGACCAGGCUGUGCAUGCAGCAUGUGGAGGGCCACAGGCAGAGGCUGGCCGAGCUGGUGCUCAGGGGCAUGGACUCAGAAGUCCUGAGCUGCCGCAUCAGCAGCACAGCGGUCUGCGUGGAAGUGAGGCAGCGGGUGUGGGUGGGGUGCAAGCGGAGGGGAUGGGGUCCCUGGAUUCUUCUGGGGAUGGCUCGUCUCCAAGGCAUGGGAGUCGGGGGGACAGGCGAGCGCCCCUCCUCUGAGUGCUCAUUCUCUCAUCUGCUCCUUCAUUCAUUCAUCACAUGAGUAGUGCAGGGCAGGCCCUGCUGGAAAGACAGGCUGAGCCCUGCAGCAUUGCAGUUAGCUGAUGUGCGACCCAGGCAAGUACAGUGA